AAGCACAAAAGAAGUUAUCAGAAAUAGACCCUCACCAGCCACUACCCACCAUCACUCUCAAUAUUGUUGUCCAGAAAUCUCCAUUCCACCUUCCACCAACACACACACACUCUCUCUCUCUCUCUCUCUCUCUCUCUCUCUCUCUAAGCUUCUCUGUUCUCUCUCUUCUUAUCCAUCUUGUUAUCAAGUUCAGCCAAGUACUCCUAAAAUACAGUAGUAAUUUAUUUAUUUUAUUUUAUUUUCCUCCACAAUCUUGCUACAACCAUGGGUGUUUUUGGAAUAUGUCUUGUGGUUUUCUUGGCCAUGACUGGUCAUUCAAGUGCUACUUAUUGUGUAUGCAAAGAUGGAGUGAGUGAUUCACUUCUUCAGAAGAACAUAGACUAUGCUUGUGGAGCUGGAGCUGACUGCACUCCAAUUAUUCAAAAUGGUGCUUGUUACAGCCCUAACACUGUAAAGGAUCACUGCAACUAUGCUGUCAACAGCUAUUAUCAAAAGAAAGGUCAAGCUAUUGGGAGCUGUGAUUUUUCAGGCACUGCCACCACUAGUACAACUGCACCUAGUGGUCAAACUACUACAUGUGUUUAUCCUUCAAGUGCAAGCUCUUCAGGAACACCAUCAACCAACACCUCAACAGGAACACCAUCAGGAACCACAACUCCAUCCACAACAAACUCACCACCUUCCUCAGUUUUCGGGCUGGGUCCCACCACAGGCAUCACCAGCACUGACAACAGUGGCAGUUUGUCUCUCCUCCAUCAAACCACCAACUUGUUCUGCUCUUUCGCUCUAACCCUUUUGUUCUCAGGCCUCAUGUUUUUGAGGGUUUAAAAGAUUUGCAGGAGAAGAGAAAAGGGUUGGUUGGUGAUUAUUAGUGGGGCUUGAUGUGUGGAUGAUAUUUUGCCACGACAGCAGUAGUACAGUGGGGGUUAUUAGCAGGGAAUCAAUCAUCUGGACUCAACAAGCAACCACUAGGGUUUUGCUUUGUAUUUUUCUUUCUUCUUUAUGUGAAAAUGCUGGGAAUUUGAUUCCUUUUGGUGGGUGAUAUUGGCUGCUAUUGGAAGGUAUUUAGCUGAUCUCUUCUUUUUGGAAUUUUCCUUCUGUACAUCUAGAGAGAGGCUGUAAUUUUUUAUUUUAAUGAGAAUUUGCUAUCCCUUCAGUCUUA
Cornus florida is the source of this 1162-nucleotide messenger RNA. Its product is annotated as PLASMODESMATA CALLOSE-BINDING PROTEIN 3-like. NCBI's taxonomy places the organism in Eukaryota, Viridiplantae, Streptophyta, Magnoliopsida, Cornales, Cornaceae. The coding region runs from base 265 to 828 and encodes 187 amino acids. The record is from RefSeq and is a predicted model, not a curated record. The transcript has 4 exons.